AUAAUCGAAAGAAUUUGUUUUUCCCGCAGCUGUAGAUUCGUAGCAUUUUGUUUUUUAACCAAUUGAAAAAUAAGCUCGCCAACGCGUUUUUAUACAGUUUUUAUAUCAAUGUUUCGAUGGAUGCAUUUCUAAAAGUCUGUGCUGUAAAUAAUGGGCUCUUGUCUGUGUAAAGAUAACAAUGAAAGUGAAGAGGAAAACGACGUCGGUGUUGAACCCUCACAUCGGCACGCAAGAGGAUCUCUCAGAAACUCGCACCGCAGCCCGGAAGUGCUGCAAACAAAUGCCACAUUGAAAACACUUUCUGAUACAGUUGACAAAUUAGUUCGCGAAACUUUGGAUGUGAUUAGUACAAUAAUUGAUAAUGAGCCGGAACCGCCCAGCUCGAUAUUAAUGCUUCACAUGAUAACAGAGAAACCAGCCGGUUGGAUCGAACUUGUACGAUCAUUGAUGCGUGUAGUGCCCGUUGAACAUCCUAUGGGUCCGAGCGUUAUAGCUCUACUACUCGAUGAUAGUCCACUGCCCACGAAAGAGUCUGUAUUAAAAGUCGGUGAAAUGGUUGCUCCAAAAUAUGGCCUAAAGAAUAACUUACGCAAGGAACGUAAUUUAUGUGUCAUACUUGGCUGCUUAGCAGAAAAAUUAGCCGGGCCCAGCAGUAUUGCAUUACUUAACAAUUCCAUGUUAAAGUACCUGAUUAGUAAUUUAAAUGAAGACAUCGAACCUAACAUAAAACUUCUUUCAUUGAUUGCACUUGAGAAGUUUGCACAGACUAGUGAAAAUAAAGUGACAAUCCAGAAAUCGUUGCACGAAAUUGAACAAAAUCCACUUUUGUCGUUGGAAGAACAUGUACUAUCUACAAAUUUCCUAUUACGCCAAAUAGGAUUUUGCGCCUGUUGGUGUUUAGACAACUAUUUUCCAGUAAGUGGGCGAAAGUAUUCAUAUGAGACUACUGACGUCUCGAAAGUUAACGCUAUGCUUAAUACAAAAGAUGUUAGCGAGUAUUUAAAAAUAUCACCAGAUGGAUUAGAAGCGCGAUGUGACGCCUACACAUUUGAAAGUGUACGUUGCACAUUCCAGGUAACUAAUAACUGUUGGUACUAUGAAGUCCUACUGAUUACACCUGGUGUAAUGCAAAUUGGUUGGGCUACUAAAGAGUCCAGUUUUCUGAGCGACGAUGGGUACGGAAUAGGUGAUGAUAAAUACUCUAUUGGAUUCGACGGUUGUCGGCGUUUAAUAUGGCACAAUGCCAAGUCUAUACCGCACAGCUUGCCAACAUGGAAGAGUGGCUCUGUUCUUGGUUGUCUAUUGGAUUUAGAAAAACAGGAAGUGAUUUUUUCUCUAGAUGGAGAAUCGACUGAUCCCUAUAGACAUAUAUUCAAUAGUGUUAAGGAAGGAUUUUUCGCUGCGGCCAGUUUUAUGUCGUUUCAGCAAUGUAGAUUUAAUUUUGGAUUGGAACGAUUUUGUUAUCCACCACAAAGAGCAUUUCACAAUUUUAAUGAAAGUGGAAUACUUAGUUCAAGUGACAAGACUAUUUUGCCGCGCCAUAUUUAUCUGGAUAUGCUACGAAAAGUUAGCGUGCGUGAUGACUCCUGUACACUUUGUUUCGAUAAAAAGGCUACGAUGAGAUUAGAGCCAUGUGCGCAUAGGGGAUUUUGCAUUACUUGCGCUGAACAACUACAAUUUUGUCCAAUGUGUCGCUCCGAUAUUCGUACAAAAGUACAAGAAUGCGCUGAUAGCCCUGUUAAUGUUGAAGUCACUGAUGUGGUAGGCACCCAGUCACCAACAUGACAGAUAUUUAAUCUCAAAUCAUAGUGAUGUAAAAGAAAACGUACUUGUAGAUCUUUAUACAUAAUGCCUAUUACUCGUCAGACUUUUUUUAAAAUAAGUUUUAAGUAAUCGAAUUUUAUCGCUAAGAUAAUAAAAUAUUUAGUCUCUUACGUUUUAAGCGUAAAAUAGAUGUAGUCGCAAUA
Molecule: messenger RNA, 1967 nt
Organism: Rhagoletis pomonella (apple maggot)
Lineage: Eukaryota; Metazoa; Arthropoda; Insecta; Diptera; Tephritidae
Product: RING finger and SPRY domain-containing protein 1-like
Exons: 8
Coding region: 151-1785 (544 amino acids)
Cellular component (GO): cytoplasm
Molecular function (GO): ubiquitin-protein transferase activity; protein binding
Source: RefSeq, a predicted model, not a curated record